This is a messenger RNA of Synchytrium microbalum, 1215 nucleotides long. RefSeq lists its product as uncharacterized. The transcript is spliced from 3 exons. The record is from RefSeq and is a predicted model, not a curated record. Gene Ontology annotation, biological process: activation of GTPase activity; nucleocytoplasmic transport. Lineage: Eukaryota; Fungi; Chytridiomycota; Chytridiomycetes; Synchytriales; Synchytriaceae. Bases 1 to 1215 code for a protein of 404 amino acids. Gene Ontology annotation, cellular component: perinuclear region of cytoplasm; cytosol; nucleus. Gene Ontology annotation, molecular function: GTPase activator activity; small GTPase binding.
AUGUUGGCAACUGAGACCCCAUCAAUAGGAACAUCUCCAAUAAAAGCAUCAUCGAAAAUGCCGACUAGUACCGUAUACACGAUUGGAGCUCGAGGAUUGAAGCUGAAUACAGCAGAGGAUGCACAGGAACUGAUUGCAGAAAUGAACCAAAUCCAGAAUUUGAGCGAAGUAGUCUUUAGUGGGAAUACCGUAGGAGUCGAGGCUGGAAGAGCAUUUGCUGCUGCUCUGAAAGAUAAGAUAUUAAUCCAGAAAGUAAAUCUAUCCGACAUGUUUACUGGCCGAUUACGUGAAGAGAUCCCAUUGGUAUUGGAUGCUUUUGCCGAAGCACUGGAAGAUAAAGAGCACCUUGUUGAAGUCGACAUGUCUGACAAUGCUUUUGGUCCUGCUGGUGCCAAACCUUUGAUGAGACUCUUAUCCAAUAAUCGACAUAUACAAGUAUUACGCUUCAACAAUAAUGGAUUGGGUAUUGAAGGAGGACGAUUGAUCGCAUCAGCUCUGCUAGAAGCCCAAGAAACGAAUGUCAAGGAAGGCAAAACAUCAUCUCUUCGAGUCUUUAUCGCAGGUCGCAAUCGUCUCGAAUCAAAGGGCGCAGAACACCUCUCAAAAGUAUUUGCUGCUCAUGCCAGCUUGACAGAAAUACGUAUGCCACAAAACUCGAUACGUCCCGAAGGAAUUGAAAUACUCGCAUCAGCACUCGCACAUUGCACCCAACUCGAAACCUUGGAUUUACAAGAUAAUACAUUUACAGAUACAGGAUCAAUGGCUCUCGCAAAAGCGCUACCCGUAUUCACCAAUAACUUACGACAUUUGAACAUCGGUGACUGUCUACUUGGUAUAAAAGGAUCAGCUGCUAUUAUAAAAGCAUUGACACCAGGCCACGAAUUACUCGAACGUGUGAAUCUCGCAUUUGGGGAAAUUGAUACAGCUGGUGCUGCACUUAUACCCGAUAUGAUUACCAAUAAAAAGAGUCUUGCCAUGCUGGAACUGAAUGGAAACGCAUUUGAUGCUGAAUCAAGUGUCGUUCAACAUAUAAAGGAUAUAUUGAGGUCUCAUGAUCAUCCUGAUGCUCUUGACGAGCUGGAUGAUAUGGAUUAUGAAGAGGACGAGGAAGAAGAUAAGGAGGAGGAGGAAGAAGAAAAGGAACCUGAAGCUGAUCAGGAUGAUGAGGUGGAUGCAUUAGCUAACAAGUUGUCUGGCAAACUUGAAAUUGAAUAA